Toxorhynchites rutilus septentrionalis is the source of this 4032-nucleotide messenger RNA. RefSeq lists its product as uncharacterized. Gene Ontology annotation, biological process: meiotic chromosome condensation; mitotic chromosome condensation. Lineage: Eukaryota; Metazoa; Arthropoda; Insecta; Diptera; Culicidae. Bases 148 to 4032 code for a protein of 1294 amino acids. The transcript has 6 exons. Gene Ontology annotation, molecular function: histone binding. The record is from RefSeq and is a predicted model, not a curated record. Gene Ontology annotation, cellular component: condensed chromosome, centromeric region.
CUGAGAAGGCCUUACACAUACCGCAUAAAAAAAUCGCACAAAAACAAGUUUUCCUGUAUUAUAUACAAUCCAAUUAUGUGCAUUGUUUGUAAACAAAAGUGCACAAACGUAUUAACAUGAAUUCCUGUUAAUUAGUAGCGGUUUAGAAUGGCCCCACAACACGUUCACAUGCUGUUGAAUCAGUUGCCACAAUAUUUCGAUCCUUGGUUAACAAUCGAACGAAUCGAUUCAAUAUGUGCUGGGGAGGAACAAACCACAGUAACGGGACAGACUGGUAACAGUAGUGAUAGCGACUGCAGUGAAACUGAAAAUGGUCAGCGCAAUCCGUGUGGUGCCCUAGACCUUCGGGAUUGCCACAUGAUACGAAAAGCCAGCGAGGAUCGUAAUCUUCUGGAGCUGCUGAAUGACAUCUGCAUGGAGGCGAGGAAAACGCGCCAACAAACGGGAGUAUUCGAUCAGUAUGAUAACUGGCAGUAUCUUUCCAAGAAGAUCAACGUUGAACAGUUCCUAGCAUUCAUUUAUGGUUUGGUGUGUUUGGCUGAGUACGAUCCGACGGAUAAUACGGGCAGACGAUUAGCGACGGCGGCUGUAAAAACUUAUAUUGUGCUCUUGGGCACUCCUGGACAGAAACAAACAACGGUGUUUGAUGAACAGGUGCUUCUGAAAUGCUUGGAUAUUUUCAUAUUAGCAGAACUUCUUUUGGAUCCCAUCUUUGAAGAAAACUUGCGACAAGAGAGAUCAGGUUUCAUCGAUCGCUUGCUGCUGGAAUACGUCCAAAUUAUUGAUGAUCUCUUGCUGCUCCUAAAAUGCAUGACACUCAAGAGCUGUGAAACCAUUAAGCUCGGCCUGAUCGUGGCCCUAAAAUCGGUCCUGAAUUAUAGCAUAAAACAUUCGAAAAAUCGCCACGUGGCCGAAAAUGUUGCCGAGAAAGUAUUCGAAAUGUUCGAAGCAAUUUGCCUGCCGGAACAUGAUGACCACAACGAGUGCUCCAAGACGAUUCAAAUGAUACUGAAUAAAACAGCAAUUUUCUACAAGCUGGAAUACAAAAAUUAUCCGGCAUGCUUUCAGAUAUACAACUUUUUUUUGAAAAUGCUGAGCCAAUAUCCGAAAGAUACGCCCUCGGUGUUAACCAUUUUCAUCAAAUCAGUACUCACCAACCCGCCGAAGGUGUUCACCCGCCAAGAAGAUUAUGCAUAUCUCAGUGACGUUGCGGUUAAAUAUGAAACGGCCAUGUACAGCAAGUGUAACGUAUCGAUCGUCGGAUACCUCAAACAAAUCGAAGGACAUGUUGAGUCCUCUACACGUGCGAACAUUGUUGAAUUCCUGGGAAAACUAGCUGUCAUCGAUUGCACAGUCGAUUGGGAACUGUUUAAGACGGAAAUUUCGGAGAUACCACGGGAAAUACAGUUGAUUGAGGUACUGUACAACAAACUCAUCGAGAAAAAUUCUACGGUAAAGCUACGAGCAUUUCAUUGUCUGCUGAAAAUUCUCCAGAACGGCAACAAAAUCAUGAAACUAAUUAUUAGGGACGCGUUUCACUGUGCCACUGCAGAUCAAGAUGAGAAGAGUUAUCUGCAAAUGUGUGACAUGGAAGAACUGUAUCAAACAGCCGAAAUAGAACUGGGAAUUUCUAGGAAUGCACUGAAUUUUAAUUUAAGUUGUACUCGCUCAAGUAAUGCUGUAGUAGAUACCGGCAAACCAUCUGACCAGCCGUCGCGUCCCACCAAGAUUACCUCCGAGAUAAAAGGGAUCGAAACGAUAGAAGUUAAAUUGCACGCAUUAAUCGAUGUAAUCUACGAAGCAACCCUCUCGCCAACGUCUUCCAUUCGCCGCAUAGCUCUUUCAUGCCUGGAAUGCAUCAUAGAGUUGAACCGAAAUCGAAUCGAUGAGCCGGUGUUUGAAUAUAUUGUUCUGAAACUAGCGAAGGAUCCCGUGAUGCUGAUGAGACGCACCACUUUGAACGUUUUGAACCACCUGCUCCAGCGUUACCCAAGCUAUCUGCCGCUGAUUAAGAUUUGGUCAAAGUGUUUGCUACUUUUUCUAGACGACAGCGAUCAGAAGCUCAAGGAAUCGGCACUGGAAAGCAUGAAGUGUAACGUAUUCGAUAACAUUUGUCGCUUCGAGGACUCUUCCACGGGUAGAAUAUUUACGCCCUGGAUGAUAGUCCGUUCGAUAUUGGUGCUGGGAAAAAUCAACGUUUUGAAGGCAGCGGUUGACUCGUGGAUACAGAAAUCGAUACUUACGCAGAAAAAUCUUAUGAUAAUAGAAUCACACAUUUUCACAGUCAACUGCAGUGAAGCUUGGAUCAUAUUAUCCAUUAUUGCAGGCAAGAUGAAAUCGAAAAAUCCGGAUGUGGUGAUCAAAACAAUGAAUGAAAUUUUGCAAGCGGAUGUGUACAACUCUCCAGUUUGCCUGCAAUACAUCCUAUGCGUGAUCAAAGCUUGGCUCGAGGACUUUACCCGGGCGGGGCUCAACCAUCUGUUCAGAAUACUAAGUGACCUGCUGAGAACUGGAAGUACCACAAUAUCUCUUGUAAGCGAUGUGUACAGUCUGUGCUGCGCCAUCAAGGAGAAGUCUGAUGGAAUCGUGGGAGAUGACUGGGUUCGUGGUAUACGCGACACCACUGCGGAGUACCUGCUGCAUUAUCACUCCCACUACAGUAGCGUGCACAUGUCGAACGAACGUUACCUGAUUAGCUUGUUGCUUUAUGCUGAAACCUGUACCGAUCUAAACGAUAGACCCAAUGAAAAGCUCAUGACCAUUCUUCUGCACUAUUUGACGAGGAUCGCUUCGGAUGAUAAACUGAUCACUCUACAGACCAAUCAAAACCGGAAAAUUUGCGUAACUGUCGUGGUGCUGUCCAGGUUCGGCCUGCGUGAUGGGUCGCUGGCUUCGACUAUCAUUGCGGACUUUAAUAGAAUUCUUAAGUUUCGAAACAUUCACGAAAGCAUCAUUUGUACACUGAUCACUUCGUUUUCGGACUUGUGCAAAAGGCACACAUCCCUGGUAGAUUCUUCCAUCAAAACUGUAAUUUUGCAAUUGAGCUCCAGUUAUAUAACCGUUCGCAGCGUCGCCUUGAACAACUUGAAUGAACUCAUUCUACAGGAUUAUGUCAAAAUGCGUGGUCGCGUUCUGCUCAACAUCCUCAAGUUGAUUAUCGAUGAAGACAGCCAGAUCGCGGCUCAAGCGCUCUAUGUGAUUCAGCUGUACGUUCACACGAAAAAUGAGAAACUGCUGAAAGUGUCGUUGCUUGAAUGUGUCUAUGUGUUCAACAACUUCCUCCAAUACGCUGAGAGCGAUAUGUUUCCAGCAUCCGAAGUCGACAACGAACCAUGCGAUCUGGCGGGCAAUGACCUGGGUAGCAUCGCGAAGCGGAAUCUCAUCUACGAUUUUUUUGUAGAUAACAUCGAUGAUCUUAGUUUGUUGAAGCUUCUGAAAAAUGUUAACAAAAUUUUCUCACAGUUGAGUCAGAAGAAGUAUGUGGAAUGUCCCGCAGGGGCCGGAACGCUGAUUGAUCUUUUGUACAUUUUUACCAAGAUGGUGUCGGUAAAGGAUCGCGAUAAGGCGAGACUGAACAAAGCCACGACGUCCGGUGCGAACGAUGACGACGACAUGGGAACUGCACCGCUGGAAGAAGGGCCAUCGCCGGCGAAAAAGUCACGUGUGAAGAUGGCACUACAGCAGAGUGAACAGGAAACGAUCACAAUUGUGGAGAAGAUGAUUGCGGUUUGUCAUGGGUUCGAUGGUCACGUGCGAAAGUAUAUCGCCAAAGUGGAACCGGCUCUGGUCGAGUUGGCUAACCAAAAGUUAUACGAGCUCGCGAUGACCAUCGCCACUCAUUUUCGCAGUUUAGUAGAAUUUGCUAAACCCAUGGAUUUUUGGCGUUCGCUGAUGAAGGCAGUGGACGCCAGUAAGGAAGGCACAUCGUCGCGUAAAACGAAACGUAAAAAAGCACGUGGUAAAGACUUCGAAUGCGAAGAAAGUGCAAGUGACAGUACGGAUAGUGAUGAUAAUAUAGAUAAUAUAGAUUAG